AUGGGCAGUCUUGGUCCUAUUGAAAAUACCAGUGAAGAUCCAAAUCUAAAAAUGAAAAACAUUCAUAGUUGCAGUAAUGUUGAUUAUUUAUUCGGCGUUAAAGACAUCUGGAAUUUCAUCUCUGAUGACACUUUUUUAGUUAGUGAUAGGAAUGGAGACAGUUAUUCCAUCUAUUUUGAUAUUGAAAAUCAGAUUUUUGAGGUUGACAACGAUCAUUCUUUUCUGAGUGAACUAGAAAGAUGCAGAAAGAUGGGGUUAAACAACAGCUCUUGGCUCUUAGAAGCCUCUGAGUUUCCAUCUGCAUUGGGAUUAUUCUGUUCUCUACAUGAUGAUUUCAAAUUUGCAGCUCAUAGAGCAUUUAAGUUCUCGUACCAGAUGCACAAUGAAGUAACAGUGAUUAAGAAUGUUGUUGUGCUGAAGCACGGCCUUGUUGCAGACGGUUGA
Solanum stenotomum is the source of this 444-nucleotide messenger RNA. RefSeq names its product acetyl-coenzyme A carboxylase carboxyl transferase subunit beta, chloroplastic-like. NCBI's taxonomy places the organism in Eukaryota, Viridiplantae, Streptophyta, Magnoliopsida, Solanales, Solanaceae. Bases 1 to 444 code for a protein of 147 amino acids. The transcript is spliced from 2 exons. The record is from RefSeq and is a predicted model, not a curated record.